AUACGCAAAGAAAAAGGAAAGAAGGGGAAAGAAAAGAAAGGGGAAGAGAGACGAGCAAGAUGAAGAUCAUCGUAAUUUUGGCAACAGCCAUGUGCGUGGGUUCGGUCAUCGCGUAUCCACAAAUUUCCGAUGAGCAGUUUAAAUCCGAGGAUCUCAAUCGAUUGAUGCUGAUCGAAGCAGACAACAAGGACGCCCUAAGGAGCAAACGGACGAUCGGUAUCCUGCGUGAAGUGUUCCCCGAAAUUUCUCAGAUGAUCGAACAAAAGGUGAACUCGAUUGUCGCGGAAUUCAUCCGAAUACUCGGGCCGACCCUUCUCCAAAGCGUUCUCGGGAAUAGGCAGAAGGCAGGAGGGUCGUCGAGCGAGAGUUUGAUGUCGAAGCCGGAAUCGCCGUUCAAAGACGACGACAAUAACUUCGUCUCGACCAGCAAUGACGGUUCGAAAGUGUCGAUAUCGUUGCCCACGUUUCCGCCCGACGAGGACGAGGGGGCGACGAGCGGCAGCACGAGCCAGUCUACCACGAUCAGUAGCGGCCAGGAUGGGGCCAACACGGUCGUGUGACCAACUUGUGGCGGACGACGAUAGAUCGGACGUGAACCCGGAAACGGAGGACAGAGCGAACGAGGUGCAACAGGCGGCCGAGUCGCAGAAGAACGAGGUCAAAGUGCAGUUCGCGGACGAGGAGGGUGGCGCGGAAGCGGUUGCGCCCCUCACGCCCCUCGACGAGGUGGAGAACGAGGACGACGAGAACAGGAACAAGAGGUUCCUUUCGAGCCUGGGCGGGUUGAGCGGUUCCGGAUCGAGCGGGUCGGGAUCCGGCAACUUCCUCUUUGACAUACUCAGGCAAGCGGCCGACGGGGCGGCAAGAGCGGCGGGCACGGUGUACCGCGUGGUGGCAGGUACGCAGAGCCUAGGGCUCGGUUUAAGCGCUUCACGGGACUUGGGCCCGGUUCCCCAAGGUGCCGCCCCUGCUGCCGCUAGUUCCUCGGCCACGGCGGGAUCCUCGACCAGCGCACCGGCCGCGUCAGGAGCCGGCAACCUACCACCGGUACGCCAAUCCUUCCGAGCAGAACCGAACGGACACUGCCGAGACUACACUUCUCUCUUACUCUCUGUUUACUCUACUCUCUUUCUAUUCGUCUAUAUUCUCACUCACACUCGCUCGUCCACUCGGUGAAGGGAUUUCUUACUU
Apis florea (little honeybee) is the source of this 1191-nucleotide messenger RNA. RefSeq lists its product as uncharacterized. Lineage: Eukaryota; Metazoa; Arthropoda; Insecta; Hymenoptera; Apidae. The record is from RefSeq and is a predicted model, not a curated record.